GCGCGAGCGAGGUGGCCGCCGAGGUUGUGUUUCGUCCUCGGAGCAAAAGCGCGGGAAACUACGUGUUCAGGCCACUAAUAAAAAAAUAAAUAAGAUUAUUUUUUUCAAAAGUUUUACGUUCCAAAGAGUUUGUCGUGUGAUUUUUAAUUUUUGUGUCUAUGUUUACAAACUUUAAAAACUUGUGUUGUGUAUUGAAAAAAGGUCAGUUUGUUUAACUUCGAACAAAAUGAGGGAAGAUUAGAAGAGUGUAAAGAUAAGACUACGGGAGUAUUUUGAAGUGAUAAAUGAGAUGAGCGGUGAUAAAAAUAAUGGACUAAAAUUAGAUCUAACGCGCUAAUAAUAAACAAGGAACCGGCAUGUCGCAGAUAACGAGUAUCUUCUAAAGUUUUUUGAUGACUUGAAGAAAGAAACAUGGAUGCUUAUCGGAGAGAUAUCACCAUGGAUAUCAGUUGGUGGAAGAGCAGAUUCCUGCUGGUAGUCAUUGCAGCUGCUUACGUUACCACUCAAGAUAUUUCCAUGUGCUGCACGAAAGCUGAGGGGACUUGCAGAAGUGUUUGCGAAAAGAUGUCCCUUGUGCCGAUAUCAGACAACGAUAUGCGAGAAGAAAGAAUAAAAAACAUUGACAAGUUCUGCACUCCUCGUUUGACGGACUUCUGGAUAUGCAUGAACCACACGAUUGAAGAGGUGGUAGACAAGGUGGGCUGGUGGGGCCGCGCGUGCUGCUCGCUCGGCAACGCUGCCGGCUGCCGGCACGCCUGCAUGAAGGCUGGCAGCGAGCAGGACCUCGUCACCACCGGCGCCUGCAGGCAUUCUGAUGAGAUCGCCUUCUUUGACUGUGUUGCUGGACAGCGGGAAGCUCAGUGGUGUUGCUCACAGACCCACUACCUGAACUGCUAUGAAGCGUGCCACAAGGCCCUGUGGCGCGUCGGCUCCCAUGCGGACAGCGAGGCGCGGGAGCAGGCUAUCGAGGCGUGUGAACAGUCUCCUGUUCUUCUGAGAUGUUUGCGGAACAUGACUUCUUCCACUGUACACGCGGAUACUUCCAAAUACCUCCCAUGCUGCCACGAGUCGUCACGCCCUUCAUGUCGAACUGCCUGUGAGUCAGUCUUGCGUCGGACCGGCGAGUCGCAAGAGAUUGAGGAGGCGUUAUCGGCGGCUUGUGGCGCCCCCUCAUUGCACGACAAACUAUGGCAGUGCUUCCUGAGAAACGACGCGCCGACUGACACCAAAGAUCUCAUACCCCAUGAUGUGGCUAAGCUACAUUGUUGUCAAAAAGCAAAGACAACGAAUUGCCGCAAACUAUGUUUCGAAACCUUCAACACAGGCUGGCAGAGUAACUGGCAAAAGUUCUAUGGAGAAUGCUUGGGAGACCCUCAAGAAAACGAUCUGACGGAAUGCAUUGAUGAAGUGGAAUCUCCAUGUUCGCUUGGCUGUUCUGGUUUAACGUACUGCAGUCAACUGAACAACCGUCCAACUGGUCUCUUCAGGUCAUGCACAGCUCAAGCUGACCUAGAUGCACAUUUAGCAGUUGCCGAACAAAAAGGGAGUGGUGUCAUAACAGUGUCUGGACUUCACAUGCCGCUGAAGAAUUCUAGCCAGUGUCCUACUGAUGUUUGGAAGAGCGUCGCUUGUGCGUUGCACGUGAAGCCAUGUACAGCUAAGGGACAUAGCAGCCUUCUCUGCGAAGAAGACUGCAUGCGGCUGGUGUCAACCUGCGUGGAGUGGUCACGUGUACCAGCACAUCUGACAGCCGCAGCGUUGUGCGCGCGUAUGACGCCACGCAGUAGCAACGCGCCGUGCGUCCAGCUACGACAGUAUAUGACGCCCAGCACAGAACCGCCUCUGCUGUCAGCGCGGGAGGCCGUGACGUCACCGUGCGCGGGCGCGCCGUGCAACGCUUCGCAGGUGUGCGUCGUGGACAGGAACUGUCUUCGAGGUGGCGCGUGCCAGCGCUAUCAGUGCUUCGAUGGCUGUCCUCUUGGUGACGGCAGCAAUUACGUGGUGCCACUAGGCGCAUGGGUGCGCGUGCCGCGGCCGGGCCCGGCGCAGAAGGCGUGUUAUAAAGUAUGCCGCUGCACCGGCCGCGGGCUCGCUGCCUGCCAGCCGCUACCAUGCGUUGGGCUGGACAACUGCCGGCUAUAUGACAAAGUCUUCAAGCACGGCGACAAGUACUUCAUGGAGUGCAACGCGUGCGCGUGCUCAUGGGGCGAGCGCGUGUGCGCGCGGCGUGCGUGUGGUCGAGCGCGGCAGCUGACGGGGCUGCCGUGCAACUGCCCGCCGCACCACCUAAGGGUGUACUCAGCUCACCACUUGUACCCCAACGUGUGCCUCGCCACCACCGAAUUGAGGAAAAAUACACCGUACAGUAGAAAUGCCCAUAAAGGUUACUGCUGGUACUCACCAGCAGUACUCACUGCUGCUGUGGUCACAGUGGAUGCUGACGGGGCUGCCGUGCAACUCAAAGUCAAAGUCAACUGCUACUGCCGUGGAGCUGAAAAAGCCGCUCACGGCUAUCAGCAAGGUCCAUCCGAAAAAAAAAAUCGCCUCGUAAGUUUAGAGCUUACUCCUGGUACUCACCAGCAGUACUCACUGCUGCUGUGGUCACAGUGGAUGCUGACGGGGCUGCCGUGCAACUGCCCGCCGCACCACCUAAGGGUGUACUCCGCGCACCAUUUGUACCCCAACGUGUGUCUCGCCACUAUAGAGCUUACUGCUAUAACUGCUACUGCCGGUGAGUACUGCUGCUGCUGUGAUCACUGGAUACUGACGGGGCUGCCAUGCAACUGCCCGCCGCACCACCUAAGGGUGUACUCCGCGCACCAUUUGUACCCCAACGUGUGUCCUCGCCACGUGAGUAUAGAGCUUACUGCUAUAACUGCUACUGCCGUAAACACUAGCAACUGCACCUCGCAGCCUGUACAACCAGUGUGCGAUACCGACGGAGUGACGCACGCCAAACCCUGUCGCCUGGCCAUGAGUGGCAAGCUGCUGGCCUACUGGGGGCCCUGUCUGCAGUACUGCGACCAGUUGGGAUCAGUGUGCGGUGCGAAUGGAGUCACGUAUGCCACGGAAUGUGCUGCCUGGGCUGAGUAUGUGAGCGUGGAUUACCUUGGACCUUGCCUCGCUGUUGGGCCCAUUUCCGACCUCAUGGAGCCCAAGUGCCAGUUUGACAGGAUAAUCUGUCCGCCUCUCAGGAAACCAAACUGCCAAGGCUUCACUCCUCCAGGCGCAUGCUGCCCCAAAUGUGGUGGGGCACUAAGAAUCCUCUUCUCGAAGAAGCAAAUCGAACGAGCUCUCUAUGGGACCAACAUUUCCUCCUCCGUUAUCAAUCUCCAAAACAUCCUCAAAGCUUUAGAAAGACAUGUCAGAACAGCUGAAUGCGCUCUUAGAGGCUUCUUGACUAUUGAAACUGAAAUUUUCGUGUCUGUCGAAUCCUUGCUACAGAAUCCUACUGACUUACAGUUGGAAAUAUGUAUUCUAGAAGCAGAAAAGUUAGCAGACAUGAUCAAUAGAGAAAGUGCUUUGAUUUCUUUAGAUUUAGGACUUAGCGCUUUGUCGUAUGCACUUACUGUGCAUACAUUCCCUACCAAAGCAGCGAGUAGUUUUACCAUAUCCAUUGUAACUUUGAUACUUUCGUGUUUCGGUAUUUAUAUUUUGAGAUGAGAGAGGGAACCAACAACUUGUAAAUACUUAGUUAGAAUAGUGUACAUAUUAUUGUAAAUAUAGUUGAUUAUACCAAAUGUAAUAGUGCCAUUUAUAAAAUGUAGCUACCAGUAAAGAUGAGAUUAUGCUUUGGUCCGCUUUAACGUAUAAUGUUUUAAGGGCACCAUUUAAAUAUAGCUAGGAAGUUUACCCAUCAUAUCAAUUGUUGUGAGUUCGUUCGUUGUGCCAUGUUUCACUCUGUUUAUAUUAGUGAUUUUAAUCAUUGCAAUUUUUUAUGAUUUAUGACUGAAUAGAGCAUUUUUAUAAAAGACAAUUAUUAUGAAUAGUCUUUAUAUACCAAAUAUAUAAGAAAUGUGCAUAGGAUGUUUACUUGUUACUUGUGUAUGUUUUGUUGAUCCAAUUAUAGAGAUGUUUAGAUACUAUAGAGAUACGUAUUUUCGUUUAUAAGCUCAAAGCUCAAAUAAAAAUAGCAACGAUCCAAUA
Messenger RNA from Ostrinia nubilalis (European corn borer), 4146 nucleotides. It is a transcript of the gene Reck, whose product is annotated as reversion-inducing cysteine-rich protein with Kazal motifs. Lineage: Eukaryota; Metazoa; Arthropoda; Insecta; Lepidoptera; Crambidae. Gene Ontology annotation, biological process: extracellular matrix organization. The record is from RefSeq and is a predicted model, not a curated record. The transcript has 20 exons. Gene Ontology annotation, molecular function: protein binding; metalloendopeptidase inhibitor activity. Bases 412 to 3663 code for a protein of 1083 amino acids. Gene Ontology annotation, cellular component: plasma membrane.